Messenger RNA from Polychytrium aggregatum, 2185 nucleotides. RefSeq names its product WD40-repeat-containing domain protein. The record is from RefSeq and is a predicted model, not a curated record. Gene Ontology annotation, cellular component: cytoplasm; Cul4-RING E3 ubiquitin ligase complex. Gene Ontology annotation, molecular function: protein binding. Bases 122 to 2071 code for a protein of 649 amino acids. The transcript has 14 exons. Gene Ontology annotation, biological process: negative regulation of fatty acid biosynthetic process. NCBI's taxonomy places the organism in Eukaryota, Fungi, Chytridiomycota, Chytridiomycetes, Polychytriales.
UCGGCUCGGUGAUUCUUCGCCCAGCCCGUCGAUCCGCUCGAUCCGACAUCCAAGUUCGCUGGGGGCAAGCCAACCAAACAACCCCGCUGGCCAACAACCGACCCGCCCUCACUCAGGCCAAAUGGUCGACCAACCUCUUGCUGUGGGGCGUCAGGACAAGCUCUCGCUGAACCGGCGACUCGACCUCCUCUCAGCUAGGUCGCAGCUUCAUCGGACGAGCCUACAACAAGUUGAUACGUUUUCGUGGUUGGCGACUUCAAGAGCCGAGAUCACCCGGUCGCUUGUGCGGCUGACCGGCCCCCAACCAGUGCUGAACAACCACAGAAUCAUGAGGGGCCACUAUGCCUGUGUCAACACCAUCGCCCUGAGUCGACCUGCGGGCGAGUUCCUGGCUUCGGGAGGCGAUGACAAGAGAGUGCUGAUAUGGAGGGUUGACGACAGCCCGGUCCCGGUCCCGGUGGCCUGUCUCGGCGGCCACACCAACACCAUCCUACAUGUCCAAUUCGGCUCAACCGCACGAGUGCUGUACUCCUGCGGAGCUGAUGGGGCACUUUGUCGGUACGAUGUCGAGCACGGCAUCCACGUCUCGCCCGGCAUCUCCAAGUUCGUUCAGAUUCUGCCGUCGCACCAGGAAAGGGCCACCAAGCUCUCGGUGCAGCCCACCAACGACGACGUUGUACUCUCGUCAGGCCACGACGGAUUUGUCCGGCUGUGGGACAUGCGGUGCUCGAAGCCACUUCAAGGAGAAAUCAAAAGCUCCUUCCAUCAAAAUUCGGUCGAAUUCCACCCUCGAAACGACGGGCAGUUUGUCACAGCCGACGCUGGCGGGAACGUCUUAUUGAGAGACCUGCGUGCCAUUUCGGGUCGAGCUUGGCCAAGGAAGCGCGGGCUUUUGAUGGAGUACACCACUCAGCUGUCAAAGUACAACAAGUCGGCACAUGCCUUGGAUGUGUCGUGCGCCACAUGGAACGAAGACGGCAGCAUUCUUGGAGUCGUCUUUCGGCACUACUAUCCAACGCUCUACCGGGCAGAGCACAAGGAUCCUGUGUGUGUGCUCAAGUCCAGGACGAAAGUGAAGGGCGACGGAUUUCGGUGCUCAAACACCAUCAAGUCCGGCGCAUUCGGAAGCUCGUUUGGCAACUAUUUCGCAUGCGGGAGCGAGGACUUCAAGAUAUACGGUUGGUCCAUUCCGAAACCGAUUCCAGCCCCGGACGUCUCGUGGGCGCGAUCUGGAUCGAGCCGCCAGUUUGCCGGCAGCGAGACAGUGUUUGCAAGAGAAAACUCCAAGAUCAGGCCCGUGGUGUUGGAGGACUCAUUCACAAUAUCAGAGCCCAGGAGCAUCAUCAAUUCAGUCAAGUUUCAUCCAGAUCGGCCAUACUUGUUUUCUUGUGGCAUAGAGAAGGCGAUUCGACUCCACUCGCCGUUUCCAAUUUCGUCCGCGCCUGGCGCUGCUGAUGCGAGCCUGCCGCACUUUUACGAUAUGCCGGAUCAGAACCAGAACACCGAGUUGCCACAGGAUCUGCAUCCUGCCCGCGCAGUGUAUGGAGAUGUAUCAUCCAUGGACGAGGACCCUGAAGUCCUGAGACUCUUUGAGGCACUGACAAACAGCAGCUAUCCCAACUCGGACUGGGGCGAGUCGCUCGAAUUCCCCGAGAGCCAAAGCAGCGACUCUGCAGAUAUGGAGAGCGUCGCCGACGACGAGUUCCAAGCCGAAAUCAUGGAAAGCGUCCAAUCCUCAAUCUCGUCUCCGUCCCAAAUAUCGAGUGCGAGCUCGGAAGGGCUGCCAGACGGCGACAGCGAUGUUGAGUUCUCGGCACCGAUUUUGUCGGCGUUCCGCACAACCGAGUCUGUGUUUGAGGAGCGCAAGCGCACAAUGAUGGCCAUGAUGGACAGCGUCGAGCCCUGCCACCCGUCCCGCAAGCGACACCGGGCUCGAGCGAGAAGUAGCCCAACCGCAAGCAACAAUGACGGCGGCGGCGGGAAUGAUGCGGACGAACACGGCUCACCGCGACGGACAUCAUCAGGCUCGGACGACGAACUCGAGCAGAUCUUCCGGCUGAACAGCGGCUGAGCUGCUCGGGCACAAGCGAAACUGGAUGCGGCUGCGAUGCUGUGUUGCAAAGAGCGGUACGCUCGGGCUUGGCCUGGCGAGUCUGCCCUGGAAUACAACACAUGUUCACUCGCC